Dacryopinax primogenitus is the source of this 1137-nucleotide messenger RNA. Its product is annotated as kinase-like protein. The record is from RefSeq and is a predicted model, not a curated record. Gene Ontology annotation, biological process: mRNA cis splicing, via spliceosome; peptidyl-serine phosphorylation; peptidyl-threonine phosphorylation. Gene Ontology annotation, molecular function: ATP binding; protein serine/threonine kinase activity. The transcript has 6 exons. NCBI's taxonomy places the organism in Eukaryota, Fungi, Basidiomycota, Dacrymycetes, Dacrymycetales, Dacrymycetaceae. Bases 1 to 1137 code for a protein of 378 amino acids.
AUGGGGAAAAGAUCCAUACCCAAGGCUGAUAUCAUUCAUGUACCGGUCCCUGUGGCGCCCGGAAAUCUCCAGGUCCUUGCCGAUUCUGGGUCAGAUGAAGAGGGAUAUUAUCGUGUCACUCUCGGAGAGCUGCUCGACGGGGGCAAAUACCAGGUCUUUGAGUCUUUAGGCAAGGGCAUGUUUUCAGGUGUGGUGCGCGCUCGAGUUUUAGAAGGCAGGAGUCAGAGCCGGGAGGUCGCCAUCAAGAUUAUUCGUGCUCAGGAAACCAUGUAUAAAGCCGGACUGAAGGAAGCUCAAAUUCUCAAUAAAUUGAUGCAAGCCGAUCCGGAUGACAAAAAGCACGUCGUUCGUCUCGAGGCCACAUUCGAACACAGGGGCCAUCUGUGCUUAGUUUUUGAGUCUCUCAGCAUGAAUCUGCGCGAUGUUGUAAAACGGUUUGGGAAGGAUGUUGGUCUAAAUAUCAAGGCCGUUCGUGCCUAUGCCCAGCAGAUGUUUCUGGCCUUGGGCCUACUAAAGAAAUGCUCUAUCAUGCAUGCAGAUAUCAAGCCAGAUAACAUACUGGUGAAUGAAAACAAAACUGUUCUGAAAAUCUGCGACCUCGGUUCAGCAAGCGACACAUCGGACAACGAAAUUACUCCAUACCUUGUAUCCCGCUUCUAUCGUGCACCCGAAAUUAUCAUGGGUAUUCCAUACGACACUGCUAUUGACAUGUGGUCCAUUGGUUGUACACUGUAUGAACUGUACACGGGCAAAAUCUUAUUCCCAGGUCGGACAAAUAACCACAUGCUACUGCUCAUGAUGGAGCUGAAGGGGCGAUUCAACAACAAAUUGCUGAAGCGAGCGCAUUUUGCCGAUAGCCAUUUCGACGAACAAGGCUUGUUUCUUAGCGUUGAGAAGGAUAAGGUGACUGGUGGCGAUACGAUAAGAAAAGUAAAUAUAUCGAACCCGGCAAGAGAUCUUCGCGUACGACUCAUGCCCAACGCUGCUACCCUCGCGAACAAGACGCCCGCUGCUAGAGAAGAAGAGAUUAAGACAAUAACUGCUUUCAUCGACCUGCUGGAAAAAUGCCUCAUGCUGGAUCCGGCUAGACGUAUAACCCCCCGAGAUGCACUGCUCCAUCCCUUUGUACGUUCUUAA